Molecule: messenger RNA, 3900 nt
Organism: Tuber melanosporum (Perigord truffle)
Lineage: Eukaryota; Fungi; Ascomycota; Pezizomycetes; Pezizales; Tuberaceae
Exons: 4
Coding region: 1-3606 (1201 amino acids)
Molecular function (GO): ubiquitin conjugating enzyme activity
Source: RefSeq, a predicted model, not a curated record
AUGACGCAACCACAGAAGCGUGCAUCUUCUUCCUUUAGCUCGGGUCCUUCCAGCAGGAUCAGCAGCGAAAUCACGUCCCCAGAAGACACUGGGAACCCAUCCGAGGUGGAUGUUCUCAACCUGCGUAAUUGGUGGACCGCACUACACCCGAAAGGUCGAUGCUGUAGUCAAUGCAAUAACGAGCUCCAUUUCGAAUCCGUCACUACCGAUACGCUUAGAAACCAGCUUGAUUCCAUCUACAGGAUUAAAAAUGCUGUCCGGAAUGCUGAAAAAGUUGAGAAGCAUCGCAAGGAGAUUGAGGAAAAGGCAAGAGAAGAAACCAUAUCGCGGUUAGCAAAAUGGGGCAGGGUUAAAAGGCUUGCCAGUGGCAAUGGCCCGUCCAUGAGCAAAACCGGUCUCGAAAUAGACAAGGAGAACAUUGAAGACGAAGGCAAAGAGAAGGAGAAGGAGAAGGAGAAGGAGAAUGGAAAUGCUCAAGAUGGCAAGAGUGGGAAGGAUGCCAAAGGCAAAGGCAAGGAAAAAGAAGAUAAGCCAAAUGCAAAGAAGAUCAGCCAAAUAUUUGGUACCGAGUGUUGCCCAAAAUGUCGGACUUAUCUCUGCAUCGCUUGUCUCAAACCUGCCAAGCCGGAGUCGGAUCAGAAAUGGGAGGACCUGAAUGGUGCGAACCCCGACGGAAACGACACUUCGCCAAGAACAUCUGAGCGCAGCUUCCGAGAUGACAAGCGGCUAUGGUGUUGCAGUGACGGAAAGCUAGUUGCCAUAUUGUUAUGUUUGGGGAUUAUUGAUGAGGAGUUCCUCGGACUAAGUGCCAAUGGGAACUCGCUGUCUUCUGCCUCGGCCGGGAGAGGGAUCAAAGGAACUCUCAGACGUAGCCUCCGAUCACUUAAGGACAAAAUCACAGACGGCCCACAUCCUGCAAAGCCCCUGGUAUCAAAACCCGAAAGGAAAACCAGGACCAAGGGAACCAAAGACAAGGGAACUGGUUAUGGGUCCGGGGCAUAUACCGCGUCCAUGUUCGGCUUUGACACCAGUGACAGCAUGGAUUGGGACUUUCCUGAAGACGAAUCCGAUUUCGAUGAUGGCCCAUUGAUGUUUAGUGAUCUUGAAUUUCCAGUCACGGAUUCCGGGAUAGGGAAGUUAUCGGAGAAAAUUGCUGCGCAAGUGGCCGCUCUGAGCGGGCCCCCUUUGGCCUCCACAAAGCCUCUCGGGGUCACCCAUAACUCACAGGCCCAACCCGAGCCAACGCCCGCCCCAAAAAUAAAGCCUCCUCCCGGCCUAUCAACACCCGAAGGUUUACCUCUUGCUUCUGCCACGCCUCUGUUUUUCCCGAACCAACCAUUCCAACCCCCCCCUGGCCCGUCGACGGUUGAAGCUGUACCACUUACUUCUCCCUUGCUACAACUUCCCUCAGAAUACCAAUUCAAGCCUUCCCGCGGGUUUCCGAUUGCUAACGGUUUACCCCUCAAAGCCCCCCCUCCAUAUAGUCCCUCAAACACGGCAAGCAAUGAGCCUGCCAACCCAAAAGCACCCCCAAUGCCAAUGGUAUAUCCUUACCAUGGAUUUGGACUUGGAAGAGGGGCAACCCCUCUGAGUGGUUUGCCAUACAGUCUUCCCCACGCCCCACCCCAUCCAGCUGUCAAAACACCAAUGGCCCCCGGCCACCAAUAUCACCCCUCUUUCUUCCAAGGCCCAAGCAAACCUUUGACCAACUCUCCUGGUGGCCCUAGCUCGGCCAAAGAUCCAUUGCCAAAUUCUAUAGAGGGUAUACCAGGCCUGCCGAUUUUCCAGAAUGCGACCGGUCCGCCCCUUUCGGCAUCAGAUAUGAUGCAACACCUAAAAUCUUAUGUGGCCCAGCAUCCAGAGGCUGGACUAUCACCGCUUGGCUAUAUUCCAGCCUACAUUCCAGCCAGUUCAGAUCCCGAUCAUGCUAACACACUUCUCGAGGCGGUAGGGGCACCAUCCGGCUUUGCCGAUGAUGGAAUCGUAGUGCCGCACCUUUGGCCUGGACCCCCCGAAGCAUUUCACUCCCGCUCGACCCUCAAACCUCAGGUUAUGCCAACACAUCCACCGCUACCAUCGAAGCAGAUCAUGCACGACAAGAUGCUUUAUGCGGUUGUCCGGACACUCAUUAGGCUUCUUUCCGAUUCCGGCUCGGAGAAUGAGUUACAAUACGCGAUGCCCGACGUCACUCUGAGCAUGUUGAGGGCAAGUAUGUUGGCUGAAAAGAUGGAGGAACUCUUACGAAAUGAUUCCAUCCAAGAUAUUUCGAUUCAUAGUGAGGUGUAUCUUGCUCUAGUUGCCCUAUUGAAUCGUCUAUCAGACAACCCGAGCCUUGAAUUUCUGAUACUAGAGAAUCGUCGUUCCAAGCUUUUUACAAGUGGCAUCAUGAAAAUUACUCAAAGCAAGCCGGCCAUCGAUCUAUUAGCCGAGAUCGGCCCGAAGACCAGGGGAAAGGCUGCGGCGGCGGUUGAAGAGAGGAAACGUGCAGAAGUCUUGAUGUAUGAAGAUGGGUUUAGCAGGCACAGCAUGGUUCAAGUUAUGUCGAAACUAAGCACUCAAGCUAAGGUCUUCCUUAAUUGUGUGGGGAAGACAAAGGGGGACGAGUUUGAAGGGACGGAGGCGGCAAAAACUCUCAAGAUUUGCAUGGAAAUCGCUGCUAUCGGGGAAAAGCUUCUCAAACUCUCAUCCCGUAACGCGAGCAAUCAAAAUAGAUCAUCCUCCAUUUCUUCCAAGAGUAUUGAGGCGCCCCCCCAGAUCACAUCCCCACCCGCGGCUCCGGUCUUGGACCUAGGAUAUCAUGACGGGAUGGCGUUUGAGUACGUUGAGGGUGUCGUCACAACACAUUAUUGGAACUCACAGGCGACUAGCCUAACUACCAGUCCGAGGGGCCGAGUUCUUCACCUAAGCAGAGAGAUGGCCACAAUGAGCACCAGCCUUCCGCAAGGGGUUUUUGUCAGAGUUGAAGAUGGUAGGCCAGAUAUCAUAAAGGCCAUGAUCGUUGGUCCUUGUGAAACGCCGUAUGAGGGCGGGCUUUACGAGUUUGACAUCUGGGCUCCUGCGAAUUACCCGAGUGGUCCACCAAUGUGCCAAUUCAAGACCACUGGGAACGGGACUGUUCACUUUAACCCAAAUCUAUAUAAUUGCGGAAAAGUGUGCCUCUCCAUCCUUAAUACUUGGUCCGGCGCUUCUUCCGAACGUUGGCAGCCGGGAACUUCCACCUUGCUCCAGGUUUUUGUCUCCAUCCAGUCCAUGAUACUUUGCGCGGCCCCUUGGUACAAUGAACCCGGACGGCGUGAAGGAACCCGGAAAAAGGAUGCCGAGGAGUUCAACAGCCGAGUCCGUGUCAACAGUGUCAAAUGGGCAAUGCUUGAUUGGCUCAAGGACUCUUCCAAGAGGAAUGGCAUUUGGAAGGACGUGAUUGAAGCACAUUUCAAGGCCAACCAGGGGUAUCUACUCGAGCUCGUCAAAGAAUGGGCCAAGAAAGAUCCUAGAUUGACCAAUUCUGGAGCCAAUGUGGGAACUAACAAGUGGAACUCAUAUGAAGACACCUCCGGAAUCGCGCAAAACUAUGCGUUGGCACUGGAGGAGGAGUUUUCAAAGCUAUGAUCAGGGUAUAUUUGCCGUUGUCAGAUCAGAGGGAAGCUAUUUUUGUUGAGGGGGGUUUACAAUACCUUUUUUUCUUUCAUCCUUUUCUCCUUGUCUACUUUCCUUUAAUACUCUAUCCAAUCCUAUCUUUUCAAUUCCACACAGGGAUCAUUACUUGGGGUUACCGGAUGAAUUGUUUGGCGACGGGCUAUCGCAGCAGGUAUGAUAUUAAAGCAUUUUUCUGGCGUGCGCGGGAAACUGUUUUUCCUUUCAUAGAAGUACGGAAUGGGUGGCAUUAGGGGCCAUUUUUUCUCC